AUGGCUCCCAUCGUCACAGAGAUCAUACACAUCAAAAUCAACGACGCUUUUCACGAGAAGCCCGAGUUGCACAAAGAACUGCGAGAGGGCGCAGCGUACGGUGGACUACUUCACCAGUCCUAUGGUCUAGGAUUGGAGGAUCCGACGCAGCUCCACUGGAUACUGCACUUCGACCAGGGCUUUCUCCCGAAGGAUUUUACCUGGCCAGAGAAAUACGGCAACUUUCGACAGAAGAUCAGCGGGAUUACAGCUUCCGAUACCGUCUCGUACUUCGUCCCGCUCGAUGCGUUUCCGUCCAAGAUCACAUCCGCGCCCGUCACUGAGAUUGCGAUCAUGACAUUGAAGGACGAUGUCUCCAUUGAACAGUACAAGAGCAUCGCGGACAAGAUGAUCGCAUCUGCGAAGCAGGCACCUGGGGUCCAUGACGCAUGCUACGGGAUCACAGAGGCAGAUCCGCACAGAGCCUACGUCUUUGUUGGCUGGGACUCCAUCGAUGCUCAACACAAGUGGGCUAACGGUGAACCGGACAUCAUCGCUGCCCUGAAGCAAUGUCUCGCCGGACUGGAGAUGAUCCAUGUGAAGUUUAACGACCACAAUUGA
Molecule: messenger RNA, 600 nt
Organism: Postia placenta MAD-698-R-SB12
Lineage: Eukaryota; Fungi; Basidiomycota; Agaricomycetes; Polyporales; Adustoporiaceae
Exons: 4
Coding region: 1-600 (199 amino acids)
Source: RefSeq, a predicted model, not a curated record